Messenger RNA from Nematostella vectensis (starlet sea anemone), 1008 nucleotides. Its product is annotated as surfeit locus protein 2. The transcript is spliced from 5 exons. NCBI's taxonomy places the organism in Eukaryota, Metazoa, Cnidaria, Anthozoa, Actiniaria, Edwardsiidae. The record is from RefSeq and is a predicted model, not a curated record. Bases 38 to 799 code for a protein of 253 amino acids.
UCUCGACAGCCUCGCUUUGAUUCUGUUCGAUCUAAAAAUGGCGGCGCGUAUUUCGCACGUGAAGAAAAUACUAGCGAAACACCCGAAUUUAGAAAUCGUAGAAGAGAAUUCUGAGCGACCUAAGGUGAGGUGUAAGCUAACAGGCCAUGAGUUGCCAUGCCAACCAGCAGCUAUUGACACCUACAUUAGAGGCAAAAAAUACCAAAGACUUUGUGGGAGUGAACCAAAAGAAGUUGCUAUCAAAGAUGAAUGGAGGAAAUUCUUGGAUGUGUCUGUAAAGAGAAGAAACCAGUAUUAUUGCAAGCUCACCAAGAGAUAUCUCAACAACCUUCCACACCACAUAGAGCGACACUUUGCCGGCAAGCGCUUUCAAAAAGCUUUAGAAAAAUAUGAUUCAUCAGAUGACCUUCCUGGUGAACCAGGUGUCAAGGAUCCUUCCAAGACCGAUACUAUCGUGCAAGAUAUUUGGGUGCCGCCUGAUGUUGAGUCUGACCAUGAUGAGGACUAUGUUCCUGAUCUGGAGGGAUUUGAGGGAAGUGAAGAUGAAAAGGGCGUGGCGGACGAUAUGGAAAUGGAAAGUGAUGGACUAGAAACUUCAGAAAGCAAAAAAGAGUUGAAAAGUGAUACCAAAUCGGUUAAAAAAGCAAACAAGAGAAAGACAAUGAAUGAGUCUGAAUCAACCAAGACAAAGAAACCAAAGAAAGCAAAAGAUUCUGAGAAACGGACUCCAAAGAAAAAGAACACAACAAAACUCCCAAAGCGGAAAAGUCCCAAGAGACGGACGGACAAGAAAUGCUGACAUAUUACGGAACAUGGAGGCCCCAUGCAUAAGCCUCACAAUUAGCAUUAGAAACAGAAAGCGGCCGGAAAUAUCUCUGAGAAUCCUGAGGUUUUUACUGCUAUGUAUUCCUGGAAAUGUUAAUUGAUGUAGGAUUUGUAUAUCUUUUGCCUCUGGAAGUUAUAGUUGGGAUGACAAAAUUAUAAGAUUAAAUUGUCUUCACUUAAAAA